CGCGGGGCUGUCGCACCGAGCCGCGCCGAGCUCAGCCGGAGCCGCGGCCGCAGCGCGCCCGCCGGAGCCCCCGGCUCGUAGCCGCCGUCGGCGCGCACCUCGCCCUUGAGCAGCAGCGGCUCCUCUCCUGCCGCAGCGGGACCCGAAGCCUUUCCUUGUAGGAGAGGUGCUCCAUCCUCUGAUCAGCUUGGUGGCCUUGUCCGGACUGACUGCUCCCUGUGCUGGGGUCCCAGAGCUGACCGCAUCUUACUGUGGUACCCCUGGAGGAGCUCUGGAAGAUGAAGAGAUUAUCUGUCCUGCCCCAGCAGUGUCUUCUGCUGAUGACAUGUCUCCUAAUGGCCUUGGAAGCUGUACCUAUAGACAUAGAUAAGACAAAAGUCAAAGCAGAAGGCCAUGUAGAAGGAGAGAAGGUAGAAAAUCCAGAUACAGGACUUUAUUAUGAUGAAUAUCUCAGGCAAGUAAUAGAUGUCUUGGAAACUGAUAAGCAUUUCAGGGAGAAACUCCAGACUGCUGACAUAGAAGAAAUAAAGAGUGGAAAGCUAAGCAGAGAGCUUGAUUUAGUAAGCCACCAUGUGAGAACACGGCUGGAUGAACUAAAAAGGCAAGAGGUAGCAAGAUUAAGAAUGUUAAUUAAAGCUAAAAUGGAUUCUGUUCAAGACACUGGUAUAGACCAUCAGGCUCUCCUUAAGCAGUUUGAGCACCUGAACCAUCAGAAUCCUGACACCUUUGAACCUAAAGACUUGGAUAUGCUGAUCAAAGCAGCUACAAGUGACCUGGAAAACUAUGAUAAGACUCGCCAUGAGGAGUUUAAGAAAUACGAGAUGAUGAAAGAACACGAGAGGAGAGAGUAUUUAAAAACACUGGAUGAAGAAAAGAGGAAGAGAGAAGAAUCCAAAUUUGAGGAGAUGAAGAAAAAACAUGGAGAUCACCCUAAAGUUCACCAUCCUGGAAGCAAAGAUCAACUGAAAGAGGUGUGGGAAGAAGCAGAUGGACUAGAUCCUAAUGAAUUUGAUCCCAAAACAUUUUUCAAGUUGCACGAUGUCAAUAAUGAUGGUUUCCUGGAUGAGCAAGAAUUAGAAGCUCUAUUUACUAAAGAGUUAGAAAAAGUUUAUGAUCCCAAGAAUGAAGAGGAUGACAUGGUUGAAAUGGAAGAAGAAAGGCUGAGAAUGAGAGAACAUGUAAUGAAUGAGGUUGACAUCAACAAGGACCGGCUAGUGACUUUGGAAGAGUUCCUGCGAGCUACAGAGAAAAAGGAAUUUUUGGAGCCAGAUAGCUGGGAGACACUAGAUCAACAGCAGCUCUUCACCGAGGACGAGCUGAAGGAAUUCGAAAAUCACAUUUCCCAGCAGGAAGAUGAACUUAGAAAGAAGGCAGAAGAACUUCAGAAACAGAAGGAAGAGCUACAGAGGCAGCACGAUCAGCUUCAGGCUCAGAAACAAGAGCUUCAGCAGGUUGUAAAACAGAUGGAACAAAAGAAACUACAGCAAGGAAGUCCUCCUGCAGGACCAGGUGGAGAACUGAAAAUCCAGCCCCCUGCUGAACACAAAGCUGCAGAUGCACCACAGCACCCAGCAGGAGGAGAUCAGCCUUUACCACCAGGACACAUCCAGGAACCAGCUGUCAGAACUGAUCCAGUUCACCCUUAACCACUCGUGCCUCAACUUUAUAGCAUCUUUAUUAUUUGGGGAGGGAGGGGUGGGGGGACAGGAAAUCAGAGUGAAACAUGAACUUUCUCCCUCAGACUGUAAAAUCACUGGGAAUGUUAGAGAUGAAGUAUCAGUCAGAUUUGAUUUUUAAGUUAAAUUAAUUUUCUCUCAAAUGCAUUGGUAGGAAACACAAGGGGGUCAUGUAGAGGCUAUAAUGGAGAAGGGAAUUAAGGAAACCAUUAAUGCUAAAGGUUUUUAUGGCCGGGGGACUGAGCUGUUGAAUUCUCCCCUCACAAAGAAGGGGGAGAUGUCUGCCAUUCUGUGUUUAGGCAUGAAUCAGGAUCUUCUCAGAGAGGAAACAGGGAGCAGGCCUGGAUGUUAAGUUAGGUCUACUUUGAUGUAGAAACUCUUUCCAGAAAUGCUGAAAAGCAAAAGAUGGGGAAACAAAGACCAUAGAUAAAGGCCUAUUUCCAGCACUACUAAACCCUUUCUUCUUUGAGACCAAAUAAAAGUGAAAUUUCUUAAUCACAGAAAAUUUGCACUUUCUAAAAUUUAAACACAGCAAAGAAUUAUGUGGAACAGUGAAUAUUUUUCAUGUUUACAGAAACCUAAGAAUUUCACUGAAAGCCUUCAAAAGGAAUACUGUGCUUGUGUACUGAUCUGAACCGUCCUCCUUGUUGAGAUGAAUUCUGUGUAGCAGUUGAAAGCUCAACUGGCCCUUGGGACAGCACUUUUGUCCCCAUUUCUUUCAUCAGAUGCCAGCUGAUCUCAAAAUUUUGCAUGUUAUUAAGUAAGCUUUUUAUGUUGAUGGAAAUAUUGUGCAAAACAGAACAAGACUCACUGUCUUUUUCUGUGCAAUUGUCCUACCUCCUACAAUAAAACCAGAUUUUUCAAAGUGCACCAUGUGCUUCAGAGAGCUCUUCUCAGACAUGAAUCUGGGAUUUGUUAAGGGUCUCACUGUUGACUCUUAUGAGUCUUUCAGCAGUUGGUCUAAGGUUAAGAAGUGUCCUAAGCCAGGGGUGCUACUUGACUGUAUUAUUUUGGUAUUGAAGCAGGAUAGGUCCCUCGUAUUGCAAGCCAAGAUUUUAUAAGAGUAAGUUGAUUUUCAUGUCAGUUUUACUAUAAUGCUGAAAAGUUGUGCCAGUGUCCCUGCUUCUCAUUCAUUUCAAACUGAAACUAUCCUAAAGUGUAAACCCUGUGUGGAUUUCGUUGUUUGCUUGGCUUUUUGUCGUUGUUUUUUUGUUUGUUUUGUUUUUUAAACACGGAUUGUUCUGAUUGUAUAAUGCUGGCUUUGAACGGAUACACACACCUCUGCCUGCAUCCUUUACAUUUCCUUCCUGUUCUGUGGCUAACUGCUGACAGUGGCAUUAAAAGAGAUAUUCUGGGGCUUGAGCAAAGAAACAGAAGCACGUCUCUGUUAAAGAAAGAUGUUCCUUUCAGAAUAAGACUUGACUAUUUUAGGCAAACUCAAAACAGAGGGCAAUUGCUAACAUUUUGUAUUGACAUUUGGGAAAUUUCUCACUUUGAAGAACUUUGGUUGAUGGAAGCCAGGCACAUUCCUUCCAUGCUCUAGGCUUCUUUCAUCUGACCUGGGUAUAUUCCUGUUCUCCACACAAUGCAGCAGAACUCAGUGCUGGAACAGAUCAGGCUUCCUUAUCUAUUUUAUCCUGUUGUCAUGUUGCAUUUCGUUCAUUUAUACCACUCAAUUUGACUUAUUUCUCAUUUUCUUUUUAUUCCUUAUGCAAGUAGAUGACGUUUUUAGUUUCCAAAACCAAUGUCUCCACUGUUUGUCAUUUCUAUGCCAGUUUGAUUUUGUCUUUGUCUGGAGACUAAAAUAUCUUUCAACAGCCUCAGCUGUCUGCAGAGAGGCCCAGACACAGUUACAGCUCCAUGAACUUUCUCUGGGCACAGCCCUGGCUUUGGGGUUGAAGCCUGAUAAUGGGUAACAGGGUGAGGAGGGAAACAAAGAGGGAAUUAUUCAAAUGUCAUGGUAAAGGCAAGGGGAAAUCUUACUGUUUUCCCCAUCCCACAUGAAGCUUUACAGAGGACAAGUGAUACAGCCACAGAUGUUAGUAGAGAUUCAAGGACUGAAACCUUUGGUGUGAAGGCAUUUCUACCAUACAAACCAUUCCUUCAGGCUACUUCUGCCUUCUAAGAUGCCAUUAAAUGUCACAAUGACUUGGUAAUGUAAUGCUCAAGCUUAAGUUUCAGUGCAGCCUCUUACAUCUGAUUGUGAGGUCCUGACUCUGCUGUUGGCAAUUGUCCCCCUUAUCCCAUUUACUUGCAAACAUCCAGAGCUUUGUAAAGAAUUGUUGUAACUUGGGAAGUGGGAAGUUAUAACCACAGAGAAAUAAGGGACUGGAAUAUCAUGGGCACAAGUGCUUACGCCUGUAUUCUGCUUUUCAUUUGGGAGGUGAUUACAACAAAACUGUAUCUAACUUUGUACAGAUACCAGUUCCACCACAAAGAUGCAGAGAUUCAGUUUUGUACUUGGCUGGGAUUUCAGUAGGAGGAUGAAGGGGUAAAAUUUGGUUAAUGUUGUACAAAUUCAUAUCUCUGGUGCAAUAUAUGUAAAAAAAAAAAAAAAAAGCCCCACUCUGUACUUUGUAUAGAUUAGUUUUUAACUGGAUUAAACUGAAACUCAGCACAGUGA
Messenger RNA from Onychostruthus taczanowskii (white-rumped snowfinch), 4299 nucleotides. RefSeq names its product nucleobindin 2 (gene NUCB2). Gene Ontology annotation, molecular function: calcium ion binding. The record is from RefSeq and is a predicted model, not a curated record. Gene Ontology annotation, cellular component: endoplasmic reticulum-Golgi intermediate compartment; extracellular exosome. The coding region runs from base 279 to 1646 and encodes 455 amino acids. NCBI's taxonomy places the organism in Eukaryota, Metazoa, Chordata, Aves, Passeriformes, Passeridae. The transcript has 14 exons.